Dunckerocampus dactyliophorus (ringed pipefish) is the source of this 2787-nucleotide messenger RNA. RefSeq names its product tRNA methyltransferase 12 homolog (gene tyw2). Gene Ontology annotation, molecular function: tRNA methyltransferase activity. Gene Ontology annotation, biological process: tRNA methylation. The transcript is spliced from 7 exons. The record is from RefSeq and is a predicted model, not a curated record. Bases 136 to 1323 code for a protein of 395 amino acids. Gene Ontology annotation, cellular component: cytoplasm. NCBI's taxonomy places the organism in Eukaryota, Metazoa, Chordata, Actinopteri, Syngnathiformes, Syngnathidae.
UCUCCUACUAGAAAAACCUUAAUGUUCGACUUUCGUUCCGGUUACAUUUACUGUCAUUACAAACGUUUAAAUACUCACAUGUUAGUAAUACAUGACUAGUUUUUAAACAGUAAUUAUAUUUAAUUUUUGGGUUAAAUGGAAGGGGUGCCUUGCCUCCGUGUGCAUCAGUGUGAUGCACAGGAUUUCAGACAACAACUGCAGUCCCGAACAUUCCUGGACCGAGGUUUAGUUGUAGUAAAAGAGCCAACUGGGACUGUCCUUCUGCCAGUUGUUCCAUCAUGUUUACCACAGCUGGAUGUGACAUCUCCAGGCAGGAACUGUGAACUAGUUUGGUGUCAGCCUUCUCUGCUAAAAAAGAAGGAGAAAGGCAAGGGGAGAGGUAAGAAGCUAGAGGAAGUCCUCCAGAAGUUGGUAGAAGGCCAUGGAGAAAAAUGGACAGAGGAGCUGAGGAGUGAUCUGCCUCGCAGCUUUCAGCAACAUGGAGAUUUAGUCCUACUUGGGGACAACUGUUUCUCUGCCCCUCCAUGGAAAAAAAUGGACCACCAGCUCUGGCAUGCAGUAGCCAAAGGCAUGGGGGCUAAUCGCCUGGCAAGGAUGAGCCGAAUAUGCAGCGACAGGUUCAGGUCUCCUAAAGUGACAAUGCUCUUGGGAGAGCACAGCUGUGUUAAACAUGUUGACAAUGGCAUCACGUAUGAGUUUGAUGUCACCAAAUGCAUGUUUUCAGCUGGAAAUAUAACAGAGAAGCUGCGGGUUGCUGGAUUCGACUGCAGGGGUGAAACCGUAGUUGAUUUAUAUGCAGGUAUAGGAUACUUUACACUUCCAUAUCUGGUACAUGCCGGCGCAGCACAUGUGCACGCCUGCGAGUGGAACCCGAAUGCCGUCGAAGCGCUACAUAAGAAUCUUGCGAUCAAUGGAGUCCAUGACCGCUGCACAGUUCACCCAGGGGACAAUCGACAAGUGCAGCUGUGCAGUGUUGCCGACAGGGUCAACCUUGGCCUCAUACCCAGCUCAGAAGACGGCUGGCCGGUCGCCUGUCGCUUGCUGAAGAAAACAACUGGUGGUAUUUUACACAUUCAUCAAAACGUUAAAUCGCCAUCGGCCGGACAAAUAACGGAUGACACGGGCCACGGUGCACACGGGAAGCGUGCUGACAGAGAGGUGUGGCGGGCCUGGGCUGCUGAUGCUGCAAACUGCAUUGGCUCUCUUUUGAAAGAACUCACUUGUACAGAAUGGAGAACGACCAUCCAACAUAUUGAGCAUGUGAAGUCAUAUGCGCCUCAUGUUCACCAUGUCGUGCUGGACUUGGAGUGCAGACCAUCUUGACCAAAGACGUGAGAUAGAAAGACUGGUUAUACUUGUAUGACUUCCACUUCAGUCAUAAGCCCUGCAUGGGUUUGGCCACCAUGAUGGUAAGCAGAAUCCAGAAACAUUGCAUUGUGAAGACAUCCUCGGCACACUGUUCAGCCAUUAAUUGUGCUAAAUAGAUCAUCCAAAAGACCAGAUAUGUCAUUUUUCAAGUUUCCCAAAGACAAAGAAAGGUAUGUGUAAUAAAAAUGUUGUAGAUUUAUAACCCUGGUAGUUGUAAAUAAACAGGACAGUGGCAAAAUUCAAAGUGUAGUCCCACACAAUAUAUCCUAAAGCUACUUUGUUUCUCUGGGUGAUUAGCUGAAUUAAUGACAAGUCAGUGAUUAUAAUGAGUUAGGUUAUAGUCUAUCAAAUAUAUUAACAAUCCCAUUACCUAAAUAAAUGUUGCAUUGUGUAAAUACUUGGAGUUAAUUAUCCGUAUAAUGUAAGUACUUUUAUAUAAAAUUUUUGUUGUGCCUUAUGGUCAUGAAAAAAAGAACCAGAAUUUUUGUAUCAACUUAAUGGAAUGGUAAUUAAUCGGCUACUAGAAUGGUAAUUAUGCCAAGUGUGGUCCUACCACACUUGCAGGUCAAUAGAGUAAAUCUAUGAUGAUUCUCAGAUGAUGAUGAUUCCUCUCUCGCAUGACUUUUGGGCCAUGUAGGUUUGAAUUUUUUUCUCCCUUAAUCAUAAAAAUUAAAAAAAAACUAAUAUUUAAAUUACUUUGAUGAUCUGAAACAUUUAAGUGUGAAACAUGCAAAAAAAUAAGAAAUCAGGAAAUCACACCACUAUGUAUUUUUCAUGUUCAGUAAACAUUAAUUUAUAUCAUCAAAGUGUAUGCACUGCCCACAACUUUUACACUCAGCUCAGCACUAGUGAAUACAUUGUACACUGUUGUGCGCCUAUCCCCGCCCAGCUGUCUUGCUUACCAUCAUGGCGGACUUUCUGCUCCAUGGUGUACACUCUGUUACAUACUGUAGACAGUGUUAUCCAUCUAGCGUCCUUGAUUUUGAUCACUUCUGUUUCAAUGGCGUUUAAGGACUGACAUUGUUAACAUUAAUGAUACAUGCCAGUAUCAUAAAAAACUGCCGUAUACACGCAGGGAUACAUUGUGCUUGUCUACGACCAUGCACUUUUUUAUAGACUAACCUCUGCCUUUUAAGGAAAUGCCCUGUAUUUUUUAUAACAGAUUUAUGUCUACAUGUGGUCUUUUUCAUGGAUGGAUGUUUUCUUAAAUAUAUUUUCUUAUUAUAUUACCAAUCUAUCUUUUUUGGUUAAAUUUGCUUGCAGCAAAAUACCUUCUGUGAAUUUCAUUUUUAAUCUAUUGACAAGUGGAACUAAAUAAGUGGGACAUGCAUUCAGUGUCACUACGGACAUGUAUCGGGCCAGGUAAAGACAUUUAAGUAAAUGUGUUUUUGCAAUGACGUUUGCACAAAUUAAAAACAC